This is a messenger RNA of Symbiodinium sp. CCMP2592, 3594 nucleotides long. The record is from the annotation of a GenBank genome assembly. Lineage: Eukaryota; Dinophyceae; Suessiales; Symbiodiniaceae.
AUGUCGGAAAACGACGACGACUUCAGCGCGUCCGAAGAUCCGUGCAUUCAAUUCGACCCAUCAGAGACUGAAGACGAGCCCCGCAGAUUCAACCCUCAGAGACGGGAGACGCGAACACUCAGCCUACGAACGGAUAUCCAAGUGAGACGCAAGCUUGAGCAAUGGAAUGCAACAAGGCAAAUACUCUCCUUGUGGCACUCCUACCUAUUGCUGAUCGUUGCUUGUGCAAUUGCUUGCUCUGUAUUGGUAGUCAUACUUUUCUGGCACGUGGACUGGUACCGGACGUACAGAGAAACAACCGACGAGUUGGAUUUCCAGCUACACUUCCUGGCCACGUUCAUCAAAAGCUGGCUGCUGGUAAACCUUGGUAGCGAGAUCUUGCGAUUCUGUUUCCUGUUGGCAGUGGACAGCUGGCGUCAUGAUGUUUUUGAAGCAUACCGGCGGUCAUUGUGCUUUUCGUCCUUUGCAGAAAUUUCUGCUGGAACAUUUUAUGUUUGUGGUUGGCCACAGCCGCUCGGGCACUGCCGAAAGUAUGCAGACGUGGUCUUCCAACUGCUAAUUUACGGUACUCUUGACGUGCUGCCCAUCGUCAUGCUUGUGCUCAACAUCUUGACCUGGAGGAUUCACUACAUGUUGGCCAGCUCGCUGUUAGUUCUUGCCUGUUUACAUGUGGUGCUCUUUCUGACGGCCUGGACGAUGGGCAAUGUGUCGCUCAAGGCCAAGGCAUUUGUGGCUGCGUGGAACACCAACAUCCUCCGAGUUUCCCGGCUGGGGACUGGCACUCGCGUGUUGCCUAUUGGACGCUUAUCGCGCGAGACCACACCGGCAUCCAUGCUACCAGACCAUGAGAUUGAAAGCACCGUCGUGGCCGAAGAUUUGGGAUCUGAUUCCAGCGACGACGAAGAAGAGAGCAGUGACGAGGACACGGGGCAGUUGCCGAACCAGGCUUUGGAGAGCCACGGUCACGUUCUGGUCAACGAGCACUUGGUAAAGAAAGCCGAGUCGCUCGCAGCCUGGAGUGGUGACAAGCCGGUUGAUGUUUGUGUGCCUUGUUGCACGGCUUACCAUUUCGUUUGCAAUGUGAUGCCCCUGCUGCUCGCCCUGGCGGCGACUCUCUAUGGCUUGGUUACAAGCAAAGCCGCUGUCGUUGUGAUCGGUGCCCAAGCGACCGCCAUGAUUAUCACCCUCACGCACAUAGGCAAGCCAGUGAUCCGCUCGAGGUGGUCGCAAACUUUUUGCGGCUCCGAGGCCCGCCUCCGACAUUUGGAGGAGUGGGGGGAGAUCUUCUGUGGGUUGAAGUACAUGUCCCAGCUGAAGGCACGAGCGCCUUUGUGCCUGAUGGUCUUCUUCAUGGGCGUUCUAGCUGGAGCUCUAGAAUGGUGGUAUUCCAUGUGGUGCUGCGCAUUGAUCCUUUUGGCAUGCUUCACUGCCCAACUUGCGGUACUAUUCCUCAAACCCUGGACCUGGUUGGGUGGAAUUCUGGAGAGCUUCAGCCUGACCUUGUUUUGUUUGCUUGUCUUGUGGCACAACCCGUUGCUGAAUGCAUGGCAAGAUAGCCUUCUUCUGGGCAUCCUCCUCAUUCCCCGCGAGUUUGGCUUGCAGAAGCGGUUGGCAGCAGGAGAGCGGAUACGGUCCUUGGCACUUUUUGGAUUGGGAAGCUUCCAGUUUGCUUUGAUCUGUGUCAUUUGCAACUGCAUGGCUGUGGAGCGGAAGUCCGCCACAGAUUCCAUGUUCUGCUUGAUGGGUGACCCGAAGUGCGUCUAUUACCCCGUCGACUACCGCGGUGCUUUGGGCGGCCGGUGGCCUCUUUGUCAGAUGGAUUUUCCAAUCCACAACGGAGCCACGCUCUCAUUGGCCGACUUCGGUUUGAUGUCUGCCUUCACUUACGAACCGGCAAACGAUGUGCAGAGCUUGCUAACCCAGUACUUCCCUGGCUGGCGUGUCGCCUACGCUCACCUUCCACUGGCUUUGAGGAAAGGACAACAAGACGUCCCUGAUGUCACCACUUUCUUCGAAUUCGCUUCUGCAGACAAUAGCACCGCGGUUUUUGCCGUGCGCGGCACGACUGAUUUCUUCGAUGCAUUACAAGAUAUGGAUCUCUGGCUGCCAGUGUUCAUGAUGUACAUUUUCGAAAACCUGGGCCCCAACGUUGUGAAGUUUUGGGGCCCUUCCAUUGCCUGGAUUUGUCGCCGCGUCUACAUGCUGCAGGAUGCCAGGUUCACCCUGACCUUCAUGCACCUGCUAGAGGAGGUGAAAGCGCGAAUGAAAAGCCACCCUGACCGGAAUUUCUACAUCACUGGGCACUCUCUGGGCGGCGGCAUCGCAAAGCUCGUUGCUGCCGAAGUUCAACGAGAAGAGCUGCAACAUGCAGGUCGGCAUGUGGAAAUGACUGCCGUGGCAUUCGCAGCACCAGGUAUUGGGGUGGCCGAAGCCCUGCUGUUCGGCGAGGACAAGCUGUCGACGAAUCGCUACACCUCCGUGACGGUACGUCCGCGGCACGACAUCGUUUCUCGAAUUGAUCACAACACGGGGGCCACCAUCCCCGUCGACGCGCGGUUGCUGAUGAGGCGCUGCUUCGGCUCGAGGGCGGCCUUGUCUUUUCCAGAGCCCCUCGGCCCCUCGGACAGCCCGUGCGCCAUGAGCCCGCGCUACCACGUCGGCCAGCUUGUAGUUGUCCGCGACAGCGUGGAGGAGAACUGGCACUGUGCGAGGGUCUACCAGGUGACGCCGCAAGUUUUGGUGAAGAGACGGCCGCGAAGUACCCCAUCAAAGUUUAACUUCGUCAAGCCAUUGGAGGCCAUGGACGACAACGAACGACAGAAAGUGCUAGCUUUGGAGCAGCAGCUGCGAAACCGGGAAGACAUUGGCCCUGAUCCACCUCCAAUGGGUCUUUCCGCUGAGGAGCAGAGUGCCUAUCCCGUCAUUUCCGCGAGGGCAAACUCCACUUUCCUCAGCUUGAUCUUACUCAUUGGCAGCCUCAGCCCUGUGAUCCUAAACAACUUGUGGCUGAUGAGCGCCAACGCAGUCAAUGCCGGGGACGGGCGCCAGCAGUUUUGGUGGUACGCUCUGGUUUUCGACAACUACUUCAUGGUGGUCAAGGGCAUGAUGUUUGCUGCGUUCUUUUAUGCCUUCCUGCCACGACCAGCGAAAGGUCAUACCAAGCUUGUCUACAUGCUUCUGGCGUUCAUGUGGCCGCUGUUCUCUUUUGCCAUCCAUCUGUUUUGGCUCGGGGUGGACUCUGUCGAUGACUCGGGCAACUCAUGGGGCCUAAUGAAGCUCAACUUCCCCAUCGGAGCAUCGACAGCUGUGUUCACCUGGAUGCCGGUGUGCCUUUAUGUACAGUAUGCACGAGAUGAACGAUUCUUUGCCUUAAAGCGAUUCGUGGUCAUCAUUGUCAUCCUCGUCGCAGACCUCAUCUUUAUAAGCUCCUCCCACCUUGUCCUGCUCCUCUUCAAGUCAUUCAAAGAUGGAAACUUUGGUCUCACAGAGUCGGGCGUGGAAGGUUUGGUGGAGCUGCUCUUCCUGCUUGGCUUCACGCAAGGCUGGGAAAAACUAGCCUCGGAAUCUAGAGCAUUGUGCUUCAGCUUCGUUUGA